This is a messenger RNA of Fusarium coffeatum, 1068 nucleotides long. RefSeq lists its product as uncharacterized. The transcript is spliced from 3 exons. The record is from RefSeq and is a predicted model, not a curated record. Bases 1 to 1068 code for a protein of 355 amino acids. Lineage: Eukaryota; Fungi; Ascomycota; Sordariomycetes; Hypocreales; Nectriaceae. Gene Ontology annotation, molecular function: cyanide hydratase activity. Gene Ontology annotation, biological process: cyanide catabolic process.
AUGGCUAUCACCAAGUACAAGGCUGCCGCUGUCACCUCCGAGCCUGGAUGGUUCGACCUCGAGGGCGGUGUUCGCAAGACCAUCGACUUCAUCAACGAAGCCGGUCAAGCAGGCUGCAAGUUCGUCGCCUUCCCUGAAGUUUGGAUCCCCGGUUAUCCUUACUGGAUGUGGAAGGUCACCUACCUCCAAUCCCUCCCCAUGCUCAAGCGAUACCGCGAGAACUCUAUGGCCGUCGACUCCGAGGAGAUGCGCCGUAUCCGACGUUCCGCUCGGGAUAACCAGAUCUACGUCUCUCUCGGUUUCUCUGAGAUCGACCACGCCACUCUCUACCUCUCUCAGGUCCUCAUCGGUCCUGAUGGCAAUGUUAUCAACCACCGUCGCAAGAUCAAGCCUACUCAUGUCGAGAAGCUUGUCUACGGUGAUGGCUCUGGUGACACCUUCAUGUCCGUCAGCGAGACUGACAUCGGCCGUGUCGGUCAGCUGAACUGCUGGGAGAACAUGAACCCUUUUCUCAAGUCUCUCAACGUCUCUGCUGGUGAGCAGGUCCAUGUUGCUGCUUGGCCUGUCUACCCUGGCAAGGAGCGUCAGGUUCACCCUGACCCUGCUACCAACUACGCCGACCCUGCUUCCGACCUCGUUACUCCCGAGUACGCCAUUGAGACUGGUACUUGGACUCUUGCUCCCUUCCAGCGUCUCUCUGUUGAGGGUCUCAAGAUUAACACUCCCGAGGGUGUCGAGCCUGAGACUGACCCCUCCGUUUACAACGGCCAUGCUCGUAUCUACCGACCUGAUGGAAGCUUGGUCGUCAAGCCUGAGAAGGACUUCGAUGGUCUUCUCUUUGUCGACAUUGACCUCAACGAGUGCCACCUUACUAAGGUCUUGGCUGACUUUGCCGGUCACUACAUGCGACCUGACCUGAUCCGACUUCUGGUUGACACUCGUCGCAAGGAGCUCAUCACCGAGGCUGAUCCCAACGGCUCCAUCGCUCACUACACCACUCGCCAGCGUCUUGGAUUGGAUAAGCCUCUCGAGAAGAAGGAGGCUGAGGAUACACCUGAUGUGAUCUAA